Molecule: messenger RNA, 281 nt
Organism: Racocetra persica
Lineage: Eukaryota; Fungi; Glomeromycota; Glomeromycetes; Diversisporales; Gigasporaceae
Source: the annotation of a GenBank genome assembly
GUUUGGCUACUAUUAAAGAGGUGAGAGGAGGAGAUGAGGGAAAUAGAGAAGGGCUUGGGAGUCAGGCUUUAAAAAAAUGUUGGGAGUUUUGCCCCAAUUUUAUUGCUGAGCAUCCUAGUCAUAGCCAAGAGUUUUUUACCAGCACUAGCGGGUGGGUAUUUCCACCCCGUUUUGAAAAUCUUCAAACCGGAGUUUUUAACGAGGUUUGCUCUAUUGAUAUUAAAUCUUGUUAUGCCAACAUUAUGCGGGAUUAUCCUUUGCCAUGUGGUAGUCCUGAGUUG